Messenger RNA from Mycena citricolor, 5522 nucleotides. The record is from the annotation of a GenBank genome assembly. NCBI's taxonomy places the organism in Eukaryota, Fungi, Basidiomycota, Agaricomycetes, Agaricales, Mycenaceae.
UUUCAUCGACGCGACCGCGACCUGACCCCCAAUGCGCCGAUAGACAAAACGCGAGACUCAAAGACAAACGCCUGAGGACGAUGACCACGUGUUUCUUGAAUCGCUGGCACCUCGCGUGCAUCAGUGUUCUCCGACCCCAUGUACCACAACGAUGCUUCAGCACGUCGUUCCGGCGGAGUGCGCCCAAACCCGUGUCCAUGGAGGAGUUCAGCUGUGAGCUGAUACGGAACUUCUCGAUAAUUGCACACAUCGACCACGGUAAAUCUACUCUCGCGGAUCGAGGUCACGCUCACCGGCUUGAGCUUGCACAACAGCAACUGAACUCCCUCCAGCUGACAGGGACAAUCAAGAGAAAGGAAGUCGGGAAGAAUGAGCAAGUUUUGGAUAAGCUGAAGGUGGAAAGGGAGAGGGGUAUCACUGUUAAGGCACAGACUGCUAGGUAUGAUACUAUUGCAUCGAGCUAUGUGCUCGUCGGCAUUGACGACGCCCUCAGCAUGAUGCACAUGGUGAACGGGCGGAACCACAUUCUGAACCUCAUCGACACACCGGCGGGGCCAUGUCGACUUUUCUUGGGAAGUCUCGAGGUCAUUGGCGGCAUGCCAAGGUGCUCUUCUACUGGUGUCGAUGCGAGUCAAGGAGUGCAGGCGCAAACAAUAUCCGUGUUCCACAUUGCUCAAGAGCGUGGAUUGAAAAUCAUCCCCGUUCUAAACAAAAUCGACUUACCUGCAGCUCAACCUGAACGAAUCGCGGCCCAAAUGGAAGCCACAUUCGGAACAGACCCGGCCGACAUCAUUCAAAUUUCCGCCAAAACCGGCAAAGGCGUCGACCAGGUUCUGCAGGCCAUCAUAGACAGGAUACCCCCUCCAAGUGGAUCGAUAGACCGGCCUCUGAAAGCUUUCUUAUUUGAUUCCAUGUACGACCGAUACCGGGGUGUGGUGUCCUUGCUCGCCAUACAGGACGGGGUGCUCAAAAAAGGUGACCGGAUCGCAUCGUCUUAUACGCGGAAAAAGUAUGAAGUCACCGACCUGGGUAUCAUGAACCCGGAGGAAAUUCCGGCCACCAGUCUUUUCCCUGGCCAAGUCGGUUUCAUCGCAUGCAACAUGAAGGAGUCAACUGAAGGCAGGUUGUUGAGCAUUGGCGCUUCAACAAUUAGCUCACGUGUCUACCAGCACACAUUGGAGAUACGCUCCAUCGCGUUGGAACUUCCGUUGAACCUAUGCCGGGCUUCAAGCCUGCCAAAGCUAUGGUCUACGCGGGAAUCUUCCCCAUCGACACAAGUGAUUUCCCCAAGCUCGAAGAGUCUAUCAAACGGGUAUGUCAGACACAUCUUCAGUCUGAGUUGCCGCCAAUUGAUUCAACCGCAGCUGGCAUUGACGGACCGCAGCGUCACGGUGCAACGGGAGUCCUCCACAGCGCUUGGCCAGGGCUCCCGACUCGGGUUUCUUGGCACGUUGCACAUGGACGUGUUCCGACAGAGACUUGAGGAUGAAUAUGACGCCAACAUCAUUGUGACCGCACCCACUGUGCCCUACAAGGUGGUUUACAGAGAUCAUGAAGUGUUCAUCAGCAACCCGACGGAAUUCCCGGAUUCUGUCGAAUGGACCUCUAAAGUCCAGGAAGUCCAAGAACCAAUAGUCAAGGCAUCGAUCAUCGUUCCCGAGGAGUAUUUCGGCGACAUGAUGGACCUGUGCUUCACGCACAGAGCAGAAGAUUUGGAGCACCGAUAUCUGGAUGCCGGGACCGGCAGUUCGUCUCGGAUCAUCUUGACCUGCACUCUGCCGCUGAGCGAGAUUGUCACCGACUUUUUCGACCAGCUGAAGAGUCGCAGCUCGGGCUUCGCCAGUUUCGAGUACAUGGCCUUUCUUCUGAACGGGAAGCCGGUGGACGCGCUUGCGCUGGUUGUGCAUCGGUCUCAAGAAGAUGCCAUCGGCAGGCAAUGGGUCAAGAAACUGGUAAAAGUGAUUCCCCGACAGCAGUUCGAGGUCCCCAUUCAAGCCGCUGUGGGCAAAAAGAUCAUCGCCCGGGAGACCCUUUCUGCCUACCGGGCUGACGUGACUGCCGGGCUGUACGGUGGGCAUGUCGAGCGCAAAAUGAAGGUGCUCGAGCGACAGAAGGAGGGCAAGCGGAAGAUGAAGCGGAUGGGCACAGUCGAUAUGCCGCAGGAAGCGUUCUUCGAGAUCAUGAGCUCGAAGAAGCGAGACUAGUAUGUACAUAUACAUUAUUUCUACAGUUCGUUGUCUUCAUCAUCCCACAUCGACUCACCUGAAUAUUGAUGGAGGGGGGUGGUCUCCGCUGUCGUGAAUUUCAGUAAACAGGCCAAUCAAUCAACAAGAGGACACACUCGUUGGUGAUAAACGCGUCGAUGAGAUUAGGCUGCACAUAAUCGUAGAAGGGGUUCACAACAUCGACUUUGUCCACCAGAUCGCCCUCCUCGAACCCAAGGACCUGACUGGGGUCCCCGAAAUCAAGCGCCCCAUACUCAUGAUACAGAUUCCAGAGUGGGGUCAUCUUGAACUGUCCUGCACACACGACCACGGGGGUGCUGUGUGCCUGCGCCGCCGUCGCCGCCAACAGAGACCCUGUGACAGCGAACAUCCCCCCGUUGGCGAGGAUUGCGUGCGCCCCGAGGAUCACCUUGUUCACGCGGGACAUCAGCCCAUACAUCGAUGAGUCCGGGACGAGGAAUGUUGAGAUGCCCGCUGCUGAGAGCGCUUGUGCCAUGUCGCGACCACCGUAUCUGAUCAUCCCGUGAUCGGAGGCUCGGCGCUGAGACAAUAGAUUGAACAUACGAGGGUGCUGUCUCGAGGACCAUGACUGUAUAUUUCCGAUGAUGUGCUGCAGAGAUCAGGAACGACUGGACGGUCUUCGACAACCCCAUCGUCAGAAUGAUCUCACUAGGCUUGGUUUUAGACGUGCACAACAAGAGCAUAGAUGCAUAAACGCACUCGGAAUGAAUAUGGUUUUGUGCGUUCUUGGAGAUGUUGUCAUACACCGUCUCCAACUCAUCCAACACAUCCUGGAUCGCCUCCAUCAAGACCGGCUUCAGGAUGCGCGCAAACGAAUCCGGAUCAUCGGGAUCGUUCUCUUUCAGGGUUCCUUUGCUCUCUGUCUUCGGCAGCGCGGUGUGUUGUUUUCGAGGCUGGCCCUGCAGCACGAAUCGAGAGAUGGAGAAACUUCCAGAGGUGUCCGUCGUCGCGGUGCUUUUUGCUGCUGUCUGAUACUCCUCGCGGAUGUGAUGCAGGACUUUCCUGACGGUGUUUCCGACGGAAUGCUCUGGGGGACUGAAGAUGAGAACCACGGCAGCGCAAAGGAGGGACGGUCGAUCGCCGCACCCUUCGGUUGCGCCUCCACCAGCCUACGACCCACGCCCCGCACGAUCGCGACCAGCUGCUCCAUAUUUGAGAACCGCGACUUCGAGAUCACUUGGCGCAGCACGAGCAGGGUCUCGAGAGCGGUGGCACGGGAGCCUACGAUCUGCCUGCGCGCGGGUGGAUGGUAAAUGGCCUAAAAACGCGUGCGUUCACGCGACCGGACUGACCGCCGCCGCAGCUUCCAAGCUAGGUUUUCGACUACGCGUUGUGUUGGAGAAUGAGAGCCUUCGGAUGACAUGGUGGGUGUGAGGGACAAGCGAUCUAUAUGGCUCAAUGGACUGUUUGAGUCACGCUCAGUGAUCGAUUGAGGUUAUCUAAUUGUACAGCCACUACAAUAGUAACUACGCGUGUCCUCUGGCAACGUGCCAGUCGAGUUUGUCUGCCCACUUGGGAAGCAGCUCUGAGAUCUGCUCGACAUCCUUGUCCCCACGGCCCGACAGACACUUUUCAAGCAAUCAGACGAGUGCAGGCACGCAGCAGUAGAAAACUUACGAUGACGAUGUCCUUGUCCGCCGAAAGUGUUUUAGCCAGUUGCACGCCAGCCCAGAUGGCAUGCGACGACUCGAGGGCUGUCCAGAUGUUAGAAAAGAUUGGGACAGACUCAAACGAAUUUACCGGGAAUGAUGCCCUCCCGCUGCGUCAGCAUUCUGAAGCCACGUAGAGCCUCCUCGUCUGUGGCCGCAACAUACUCAGCCCGGCCGGAGUCCUUCAGCCAAGCAUGUUCAGGUCCGACACCGGGAUAGUCAAGGCCAGCACUGAUGGAGUGGGUCUCGAUGAUCUGACCGGUGGGCGACUGCAGCACGUAGGUCCGCACGCCGUGCAGGACACCGGGCUGUCCAGCAGAAAGGGUGGCGCUGUGGCGGACACCAUCGAUACCUGGACAAUCGAAUUGAUUCGGGGAUCGAAAUAAAAGCCCAACAUGGCUGACCUUCGCCACCGGCCUCGACACCAAGCAUCCUCACGGACUUGUCUUCGAUAAAAUCGUAGAAUGUCCCGAUGGCAUUGCUUCCGCCACCGACGCAGGCGACGACGGCAUCUGGAAGCUUUCCCCGCAAAGCCUUCAUCUGCUGCUUGAUCUCUUCGCCAAUGACCUUCUGGUAGUCGCGGACGAUUGUUGGGAAUGGAUGAGGUCCGAUGCAGGAUCCGACGAGAUAGUAUGUGUUGGACAGAUUGGUGACCCAGUCUCUGAAUGCCUCAUUGACAGCAUCCUUCAGUGUGCACGAUCCAGAAUGCACCGGCACGACCUUGGCACCCAGCAUCUCGAUACGGAAGACGUUCAGCGCCUGCCUUCGCACAUCCUCUGCACCCAUGUAGAUCACACACUCCAUGCCGAAUUUGGCACAGACCGUCGCAGUCGCGACGCCGUGUUGCCCGGCACCAGUCUCGGCGAUGAUCCGUGUUUUACCUAUCCUGCGUGCUAGCAAGAUCUGUGCACCGUGAGGCGAAGCACGCCAGAGCGUCUGAUAACACGCACCUGGCCAAUGGCGUUGUUGAUCUUGUGCGAGCCAGUGUGGUUCCUGCGUCGAAACGGUUGGCGCCAAGGAGAAUGGAGAGUGAUGGGCGACCUACAAGUCUUCCCGCUUGAGCCAGACCUUGGCUCCACCAGCGUCCUUCGUCAGAUUUUCCGCCAGAUACAGCUGCGAGGGGCGGUUCAUGUAGCCGAAAUGGCUUUGGAAUUCUUUCCAGAACUCUGGGUCGGCCACUGCAGUUUUGUGGGCCUCCUCCAACUCGAUAAGGCAGUCCACAAGCGCUUCGGGCACAUAUUGGCCACCAAAUUGCCCGAACCGCGCCGGCAGCUCUUUCAAUUGCGUCGCGGCCUUGACUUCAGCAGGCUGGGCAGCAGCAGCAGCUGACGGCGUCGUCACAGGUGGAGAACGGACACGGGCAGGUGCUCCGGGCUGACUGAUCUCGCGGCAAUACGCUUCAACCGCUGACGCCACUUGGCCGGCAGGUGCACCCUUGAUGAUGUUCACAACGCGACUCCCGAUGACGACACCGUCGGCCCCUGCGUCAGCCACGGUAUCAAAGUGGCUUCGGUUCGCGACACCGAAACCGACGGCGAGCGGAACGGUCGCGAAUUGGCGGACGCGUGCGAUAAUGUCCGGAAGCGCCGCGUUCAUUCCAACAUUGUCGGACGAGCCCGUGGUGCCC